AUGUUCAAAUGCAUGGUUGUUUCACAGAUUGUCUUCUACGAGGAUCGUAACUUCCAGGGCCGCUCUUAUGAGUGCAACUCUGAGUGUCCAGAUAUGUCCUCAUAUUUUCAGCGCUGUAAUUCCAUCCGAGUGGAAAGUGGAAACUGGAUUCUGUAUGAGCACCCCAACUAUAGAGGACACCAGUAUUACCUUAGCAGGGGAGAAUAUCCUAAUUUCCAGCAAUGGAUGGGUUUCAAUGACUCCAUCAGAUCUUGUCGUAUUAGCCCACAGGUAAAGAUAUUUACCAAAAUAGUUAAGAACCUUACAUAAAUAUGAUGCAGUACAAAAAAACAUUAUUUUCCAAUUAUCAAUUAUUAUAGGUUUACCUUUGCAAAUAUGACCUUUUUUGACUAUUAUUCAUGAUUUUAUGGAAUAUAUCUUCAAUUCAAAAUUCCAUUGUCAGGUAACAGGUGGUUAACAUGGAUAAAUAUAUAUAUAUAUAUAUAUAUAUAUAUAUAUAUAUAUAUAUAUAUUCCUGUAUAGAUUUUUGAUGUUUACAUGCAAUUAUACAAUUAUUUUACUCUUGUUUAUAAAUAUUUUUUUCUUCGUAAAGCACCAUGGAUCAUUCAGAGUAAAGGUCUAUGAGAGGGAGGAUUUCCGAGGUCAGAUGAUGGAGUUCACUGAAGAUUGUGCUAAUGUCAAUGAGAGAUUCCGUUACCAUGACAUCCACUCCUGCCAGGUGAUUGAUGGCUACUGGAUGUUCUAUGAGGAACCAAAUUACAAAGGACGCCAGUAUUACCUGAGACCUGGAGAGUACAGAAGAUAUACUGACUGGGGUGCCAUGAGCCCAAGAAUUGGCUCAUUCAGGAGACUUCACCAUUUCUAA
This is a messenger RNA of Pelobates cultripes (western spadefoot toad), 865 nucleotides long. NCBI's taxonomy places the organism in Eukaryota, Metazoa, Chordata, Amphibia, Anura, Pelobatidae. The record is from the annotation of a GenBank genome assembly.